Lachancea lanzarotensis is the source of this 1437-nucleotide messenger RNA. It is a transcript of the gene ICE2, whose product is annotated as LALA0S03e01046g1_1. Gene Ontology annotation, biological process: septin ring assembly; endoplasmic reticulum inheritance. The transcript has a single exon. The record is from RefSeq and is a predicted model, not a curated record. NCBI's taxonomy places the organism in Eukaryota, Fungi, Ascomycota, Saccharomycetes, Saccharomycetales, Saccharomycetaceae. Gene Ontology annotation, cellular component: endoplasmic reticulum membrane; cortical endoplasmic reticulum; perinuclear endoplasmic reticulum. Bases 1 to 1437 code for a protein of 478 amino acids.
AUGAUAUCCAAUGGGCUUCUUCAAGGUGGCAGAGUUAUGUUGACCACUUUUUAUCUACUGUUGAUCGUCAUAACGAUUCCCAUCUCAUUUCAAGUUGGAGGAUUGUACUGCGGACUUUCGUUUACAGUCACGCUGUUCAACCUGUAUUUGGUUACUACAACGCUCAGAAUUAUGUUCGGAGACCGAGGGAUUGCAAAACUGACAUCUGUGGCGUACUACGCUCAACAUUUUUUCAUCCCAUCACUGUUGUUUUUGUUCCUGCUUGGAUUUUCACACGAUGAUCUGAAAAAACAAAUCGACGCCAAUACAAGACCGGACGAAUCUCUCAUCAACGUGCUACGCAGAUCUCCAAAAAAUCAAUCGUGGAUUUUCUACUAUUACUACUACCAGUAUGUGGUUAGACCCUGGCAGUACAUGCUGGUGAGGUCGACGCCCUACUUUACGCUUUUGGAGGGUUUUUUCACCGUUCUAGGAAUCCAAGCGGUGGGGGAAACCAAUAGGUGGCUUUCUCGCACGCAACAGGGUUCCAAUUGGUGGGUGAUCACGGGUCUCAUGACCUCAGGCGGCGUUAUCACCGCUUCGCUGUAUUAUCUCUACAGGAUUUAUGUUACACCGAUUUGGGAGCUUGAUGCGAAAACCGCUUCGUUGCUUGGAUUCACGUUUUCUAUCGUUUGUGGACUUGGAGUAUUUGGAAUUGUUUCUGGACGCGGUUCAACCAUCGAAUCAUCACUGUUCUUCGCAUACAUUGUGCGGUGCCUGUAUGAGAUUUCACCACAACUAGCGACCAGUGCAAUGGAUGAGAUUUUUCAUUUGGUCAAGGAAACAUGGCAGAAUCAAAAUCACACAUUUAAGUCCCCCGAUAGCUUGGCCUUUUUCCGCGAUCGCAUCUUAUCCAACGGGGAAAUGAUUUGGGACAGUAUUUUGGAAAGAACCACUCACGUCACAGGCACAUCUGCGUCUGACUCUGCUCUACUUGCCCUAAAGCGUCUCUGGCGUCAUUUGAAGCCCGCAUGGAGGUUUCUCAAAUAUUUCACUUCAAGUGUACCGAGUUCGAUUCAAGAGCUUUUCAUUUUGACUUGGAGCAUGGCCAAAGAAGCGAUUGCACCUGCUGUUGUUAUGAAUUUGUGUUUCCGCAUCUUGAUUUUUUAUUCUGCCACCAGAAUAAUACCGGCGUUGCAGAAAAAGCAUAAACGGAGGUCGCGCCGAUUCAUGCGACUGUUGUAUUUAUACAGCCCUUGCAUCGUCAUUGCCAUGUACACUCAUCUCAUUUUGCAGUAUUCUGGUCUAAUGAACAACGAUCUAUGUUUGUGGGGAUGCUUUCCAUGGUCUCAUGAAAGUAGUUCAAAGGUUUUAGCCGAUUCAUGGGGCUUCUGGAAUUGGUGCAAUAUUUUCUGCACAAUGGCGAUAUACGCCUCGGAGCUCUGGGACAAAAGUUAA